This is a messenger RNA of Prorocentrum cordatum, 414 nucleotides long. Lineage: Eukaryota; Dinophyceae; Prorocentrales; Prorocentraceae. The record is from the annotation of a GenBank genome assembly.
AUGGCGGAAGGAUGGACGUCCUUGACACCUCAGUCCGUGAACUUAGCCAACGUACAAACACAUUGGAGCAGGACCAACUACAGAUGCGGCAAGAUGUGGAACGGAUUCAAUCACAAUUGGCAAUGGCGGAAGCUACUCUACCUGCCUUCGACAUGGCAGCUCUGGCAGUUUGGGAUCGACCACCAGAUCCACACCUUUACACUAUUGGCGCACCAUCGGCUAUACAACCCGCAGAAAUCAAGCGAGCUCUUGAACCGUGGAUCAAUGCAGCAGGUUGGAGACAGCGCCAACGCACCCACCAAGCUCAGGUGGAACAUCGCAGUCGCCCACCAGAUGGGUAUCGACAAGGCUACCAUCACAGAUCAGUUCCAGCAGCUCUUCCAGGCCACAGAUACGACGCGGUGGUCUAUUUAA